AUGAUAGUAGACCUGCCUAAGGACGGAAGCAAUGACUCCAUCUUAGUCAUAGUGGACAGCUUCACAAAGUAUGGGAUUUUUGUCAAAUGUUCCAAAAAGCUCAAAGCCCCUGAACUAGCGGAAUUAUUCCUGGAACACGUGUGGAAACGGCACGGCAUGCCUGAAAAAACGGUCUCAGACAGGGGAAGGGUGUUCAACAAUAAAUUUCUGAAGGCACUGUACAAACGCCUAGGAAUUGACCCCCAUUUCUCCUCAGCGUACCACCCCCAGAGCAAUGGACAAACGGAGCAAGUCAACCCUUCCAUUGAACACUUCCUAAGGGCCUACUCGGGGGUUAACCAACGGGACUGGUCUAGGUGGCUGCCAAUGGCGGAAUUUGCAUACAAUAACGCCGUGCACAGUAGUACUGGGAAAACUCCUUUCAAAGCCUUAUACGGGUGGGAACCCACCUUAACCCCAUCCAACGUACCCACAGAUGUUCCAGAAGCGGAUGAACUUGCCCAAACAAUGGAAGCGCAAUGGAAGGAAGUAGAAUCGGCCCUCCGGCAAGCCAAGCAACGGAUGACAGCUGGAGAAAGCGGAAGCCCAACGGAAUUUGAAAUUGGAGAAGAAGCUUGGCUCGACGCCAAGAAUGUCAACCUCAAAACCUUAAGCCCCAAACUAACAGAACAACGUUUGGGCCUGUUCAAGGUUACCAAGAAAAUCUCCGACCGCGCUUACCGGCUUGAACUACCCCCAACAAUGCGCAUUCACAACGUCUUCUACGUGGGGCUUCUAUCUAAAGUCAAAAGGGACAACAAACGCGCCUUUGAGAACCGCCCACCACCAGUCACCGUGGAUGGGGGGGAAGAAUAUGAGGUGGAAGGGAUCACCAAUGCUGAAGAAAGGAACAGGAAAUGGUUCUUCCAAGUCAAAUGGAAGGGCUACAGAUCUGAAGAGAAUACAUGGGAACCUUGA
Messenger RNA from Rhizoctonia solani, 957 nucleotides. RefSeq names its product Retrotransposable element Tf2 protein. Lineage: Eukaryota; Fungi; Basidiomycota; Agaricomycetes; Cantharellales; Ceratobasidiaceae. The transcript has a single exon. The record is from RefSeq and is a predicted model, not a curated record. The coding region runs from base 1 to 957 and encodes 318 amino acids. Gene Ontology annotation, biological process: DNA integration. Gene Ontology annotation, molecular function: nucleic acid binding.